Molecule: messenger RNA, 639 nt
Organism: Peniophora sp. CBMAI 1063
Lineage: Eukaryota; Fungi; Basidiomycota; Agaricomycetes; Russulales; Peniophoraceae
Source: the annotation of a GenBank genome assembly
AUGAAGGUCUACACCACAGAGCAGGAACUCCGCGAGCUUGACAUGGCCACCUACAGGGGUGGCCUUGAGGGUGCAGCUGCCGGUCUCGCCAUCUCUAUUCCCGGCGUUAUGGCUGCUUCUCGCUACUCGCCCGCCUUUGCCCGCCUGCCCCUACAAGCCAAGGCGUUCGCUGUCAUCCUUUUCACCGGCCCCAUCAUGGCCAUCCGCAUCGAGAACCGCAUGACACAGUUCGACGAAGAGCACAAUUGGACGGGAGCCACGCGGAAGCUGUUGGAGAACCAGCGCGAUGCAAAGGAGAUCGAGCUCGAGAACCUUCACGGCUGGAAGCGUAUGAAGCAAUGGGCCAUCAACAACCAGUACAAGGUCAUUCUCGGUAGUUGGGCUCUGUCCAUGAGUGUAGCUUCUGCUAUCAUCUUCAAGGACAGGCAUCAAUCUACCUCUCAGAAGGUUGUCCAAGCUCGUAUGUGGGCACAGGGUCUCACUGUCGGUAUCCUUAUCGGCGCUGGUAUCCUGACGCACUCUGCUCGUGAGGAGGCGGCGAAGCACCACACAGAGGAUCACUCCUGGCGUCAACUGCUCGCUGAGCAAGAGCGCGAAAAGGACGCGCUCAAAGUGCGCCAGAUGCAGCCUGGUUCAUAG